This is a messenger RNA of Symbiodinium sp. CCMP2456, 1041 nucleotides long. The record is from the annotation of a GenBank genome assembly. NCBI's taxonomy places the organism in Eukaryota, Dinophyceae, Suessiales, Symbiodiniaceae.
AUGGUCGCGGUAGAGGUUGCCUGUGAGGUGCCUUGCCUCUUCAAAUUCAAAGGCGGGGAGAUGUUGGGAACUGAGCUGUGCUUCAGCUUCAUCUUCGGCUCGAAGUGUGCACCGCGCAGCCUUCAUUCCGACCAGGCUCCUCCAUCCGGAGUCCUGCCUCAGCAGCCGCCGCAGCAACGCUUCGUCCCUGGCACGCGGAAGCGAAAGCUUUGCAUUCAUCACGAGGCCGGAAACUGCAGAUACGGUGCCGACUGCAACUUCGCACACGGCGUGGAAGAUCUGGAACCGGACUGCCAGGAAGCCGUGACAAAGAAGCCCCAGACAGAAAGGAUGGAUUUUAGCGGUCUCGAAGCGGGUCGCUUGACGAAGAGCCUCACGGUGCCGCAGGACCAGGUGGAUGCCUUGAUGACGGCACCUACGCGCGAGCUGCUACUGGAGGUCGCCGGAGCCUACGACAUCGAGUUCCAGCCGGCAAGGCGAGUCGUGGAGGUAACCGGCACGGCUGUGCAGCUCGAGAAGGCAGAGAAGGCACUCCAGCGCAUGGUCGCGCAUUGCAACUGGGGCGCCAGCGAUUCCAAAAUACGGGCCAUCCUUCGACCCCGACUGGAUUACAAAUAUGUGCUGGCCUCAGCUACGCUUGCUCAUGUAGGUGAACAGCGUCAGGCACAGCCGAAGGCAUCUUCGCUGGUGCCGCCUAUAAAGACAGUGGAUGAGGAAGACGAUGCACCGCCAGCUUUCGUUGCCACAGUGUCUGAUGAGAAAGCGCGGGUCUUUACGAUCGCCUUCUCGAAGUCCCAUGGUCAUGCGGGCAUCAAUUUCGCGUACGUGGACGGUCUGCUCGUGGUGGAGGACGUCGGUUCCGAUCACAUUGCGCAGUGGAACAGCAUGCAGAAGGAUGAGAUGGUCCGAGUGAAGCCGAUGGAUCGCGUCGUCGCCAUCAACGAGAAGCGGGGUGAGUUUGCGGACGUGGUCAGUGUGACGAGAAGCCUCGGUGUCUCAAUCGCCCCAACCGGCAGCAAGAAUCAGAGCUUCGAGAAUUGA